AUGGAGCCACACAACCAUUCAAGCCUGGCUGAAUUUGUGCUCCUUGGUUUCCCCAGGGUGGGACAUAUCAGGGGCUGGCUUUUUGUCCUGCUGCUGUUGGCAUACCUGUUCACUAUCUGUGGCAACAUGCUCAUCUUCCUAGUCAUACGACUGGAUGCAGCCCUACACACACCCAUGUACCACUUUGUCAGUAUUCUUUCCUUCUUGGAGCUGUGGUAUACAGCCACCACCAUCCCUAAGAUGCUAGCUAAUCUUCUCAGUGAUAAGAAGACCAUUUCUUUUUCAGGAUGCCUCCUCCAGACCUACUUCUUCCACUCCCUAGGGGCCUCUGAAUGCUACCUUCUUACAGCAAUGGCCUAUGACCGAUACCUGGCCAUUUGCCGGCCCCUCCACUAUCCUGCAGUUAUGACCCCCAUGCUCUGUGCCAAGAUGGCUGCUGGUUGUUGGACCUGUGGCUUUCUUUGUCCCAUAUCUGAAAUCAUCCUGGUCUCCCAGCUCCCUUUUUGUGGCUACAAUGAAAUUCAACACAUCUUCUGUGACUUUCCACCUCUUCUGAGCCUGGCCUGCAAGGACACAUCCACUAAUGUCCUGGUGGACUUUGCCAUCAAUGCCUUCAUCAUCCUUAUCACCUUCCUCUUUAUUAUGGUGUCUUAUGGAAGAAUCAUUGGGACUGUACUGAAGAUAAAAACGAUUGCAGGAAGGAAGAAGGCCUUCUCUACAUGUGCUUCCCAUCUUAUUGUGGUCCUCAUCUUCUUUGGGAGCAUCAUCUUCAUGUAUGUGCGGCUAAAGGAGAGCUAUUCAUUGACCCUUGAUCGGACGCUUGCUGUAGUCUACUCUGUACUAACACCACUAGUCAACCCAAUUACCUACAGUCUUCGUAACAAGGAACUCAUUAAGGCCAUUAAGAGAACCAUCUUCCGGAAGGGAGAGAGAGCUAGUCCCACCCAACACUGACAUUCUACCAAGGUCUUUCCUCCACUUCAAUGUUGAUCUCAUAAAAUUCUAUGUAUCUUUGUC
This is a messenger RNA of Bubalus bubalis (water buffalo), 1017 nucleotides long. Its product is annotated as olfactory receptor 6N2. Gene Ontology annotation, molecular function: olfactory receptor activity; G protein-coupled receptor activity. The transcript has a single exon. Lineage: Eukaryota; Metazoa; Chordata; Mammalia; Artiodactyla; Bovidae. Gene Ontology annotation, biological process: G protein-coupled receptor signaling pathway. Gene Ontology annotation, cellular component: membrane. The record is from RefSeq and is a predicted model, not a curated record. Bases 1 to 954 code for a protein of 317 amino acids.